This is a messenger RNA of Impatiens glandulifera, 1300 nucleotides long. RefSeq names its product plant intracellular Ras-group-related LRR protein 6-like. NCBI's taxonomy places the organism in Eukaryota, Viridiplantae, Streptophyta, Magnoliopsida, Ericales, Balsaminaceae. The record is from RefSeq and is a predicted model, not a curated record. The transcript is spliced from 9 exons. Gene Ontology annotation, molecular function: protein binding. Bases 270 to 809 code for a protein of 179 amino acids.
CAGAUUUGGAGUUCUAAACUGCAACCCAUCAUCCAAAGAGUUCUUUCUGUUCAUUUUUUUGGAUCAUGUGGGUAAAGAGAUUAUGUAAAAAGAUAUAUGCCUGUCAUGGGGUUGCUGUUUCUUCAUUUAUUACCUGAUGAGUGUUGUGCAGCUCUUGAAAUAGAAGAUAAUACUACUAAAGAGAAGAGAGGAGGCUGAAAGUGAAAGCAAUCAUAAAAAUCUUGAGCAAUGGUGACUGGAAAAUGGUAUAAGAAGAGGAGCUGUGUUUAAUGGGAGAAAUCAGGAAAGAAAAACAUUGGCAACUUUUCUGGCUAUGUGUGGUUGACUUGUUUUUAAAUAAGAGCAAGACCUUCCGGUUUCCGUCUAUGGAUCGUUUCUUGAAAGAUGCAAGAGCUUCCGGUUCCCUCAACCUCUCCAACCGUUCACUAAGUGAAGUGCCAAAUGAAGUAUACAAAAGCAUGGAUGCUAUUGGAGGCAGUGAGAAAUGGUGGGAGACCGUGGAGCUACAUAAGCUUAUUUUAGCGCAUAAUAACAUUGAAUCGUUGAGGGAAGAUCUCAGAAACUUGCCUUUAUUGUCUGUACUUAAUGUUAGACACAACAAGCUAUCCCUCCUGCCGGCUGCCAUAGGCGAGCUUCACAUGCUAAAAUCAUUAGAUGUUUCAUUUAACAUGAUAUUUUUAGCAUACCUGAAGAAAUUGGAUCGGCAACUGCUUUGGUCAAGUAGGCUCUUUACCUUGACUUUUUCUUCAUUUGUUAAGAGGUGUAGUUGGCAACUCCAUGUGUGCAUAUUUUUUUUCCUGAUUAUUUGAGGUUGGACACAUGAUACUCCAAUUGCUUUACCUGGAUAAGAUUAUAUUUUCAUUGUACAAUGAACAAUCAUAUGAUUCAUUUUCUUAAAAAUUUAAUGAUUUAUCCAUCUUUGUGUCAAUGCUGUUAGGAUAUUAGCUUCGAAUAAAAUAUGGAUAGUGAGUUCAGUAUGUACGUGUCACGAGAAAAAAUAUUAGUUAUGCAUCUAUAUAGACAGGUGCAUAUCAUUUCUUGUUUGCAUGAAUUUUAAUUUUGUGGUUUGUAGGUUUAAAUGCUCAAAUAAUCAACUAAAAGAUCUUCCAGGCUCCAUAGGACGUUGUUCAGAUUUGUCAGAGUUCAAAGUGGAGGCCGAAGAGAAGAUCAAGUAGAUGAAAAUCAUCCAUUCCAAUUUUUUAUUUCAUUUUUGUUGUUCAAAACUACUUUGUUUGUUUGAGAUUUUUGUGACUAUGAUAUGAUUUUAUUAAAUAAUUUUAUAAGAUAAUUUUGUUGGGAG